AGUUGCUGGGAACAGCCAAGAGGGUCAAUGUUAACUUCCAGGACACAGACGGGUUGUCUCCUCUGCACCAUGCUGCUCUGAGCGGCAACAAGGAGCUGAUCUCUCUGCUGUUGGAGGCUCAGGCCACAGUGGACAUUAAGGACCAGAACGGUAUGCGUCCACUGCACUACGCGGCGUGGCAGGGGAAGACUGAGCCAAUGAAAAUGCUCCUGAAGGCGGGAUCAUCAGUCAACAUUCAAUCAGACGAGGGCCAGAUCCCACUGCACCUAUCAGCACAGCAUGGACAUUACGACGGGUCUGAGAUGUUGCUGCAGCACCAGUCUAAUCCGUGUAUCUCCGACACGGCCGGUAAGACUCCUCUGGACCUGGCCUGUGAAUUUGGACGAGUGGGGGUGGUCCAGCUGCUCCUCAGUAGUAAUGUCUGUGCAGCGAUGAUCGAGCCGAAGCCGUCGAACCCCAACGGCGUCUCUCCUCUUCACCUGGCCGCCAAGAACGGACACAUCGAUGUCAUACGUCUGCUGAUCCAAGCAGGUAUAGACAUCAACAGACAGUCAGAGUCGGGGACGGCGCUGCAUCAGGCAGCUCUCUGUGGAAAGACUGAGGUGGUGAGACUGCUGUUGGAUAGUGGCAUCAGUGCUGGGGUGAGGAACACUCUGUGUCAGACGGCUCUGGACAUCGUUAACCAGUUCACCGCCACACAGGCCAGCAGAGAGAUUAAACAGCUGCUGAGAGAUGCGUCAGCUGCGAUGCAGGUCAGAGCUCUGACAGAGUACUGCAACAACUACGACCUGACGAGCCUCAACAUCAAGACUGGAGACAUCAUCACGGUUCUGGAGCAGCAUUCUGACGGCCGGUGGAAGGGUUGUAUCCAUGACAACCGGACAGGAAAUGACCGCGUCGGCUACUUCCCCUCCAGCAUGGUGGAGGUGAUCAGCAAGAGGCCAGGUUCUCGGGGCUCUGAGUCCAGUCCCCACGGCUCUCCCACACUUGGCCAGCAGGGCGGCUCCAGCGAGGAUGUCUGGGUUCUCCGGAAGCCCCUCGCAGGUGGUGACCGUAGCAGCAGUGUGGGUAGUCUGGGUAGCGUUCGUUCCCUCGGCAGCGUCCAGAGUUCUGGAAAUACACAACACGCCCUGAAUACGCCUCCUCCGCCUGCCACAGCACACGCUACUAACACGCCAGCUAGCAGCCUGAACACACAUGGCCUCAACGCUCCCGGGCUCCACGCGCAGUCGGAGGGAGUCAAGCUCCUAGCCACAGUGAUGUCCCAGUCAAUAAAGGCAAAGGAGCAUCUGUUGGAGCAGUCCAAGUCUGUGGAGCAGGCAGCAGCUGCUGGUAAGAGUCCAUCUGGUUGUCCUCCUCAAGAACAACGCUCCUUUGAUCGCAAGGCAGAGGCAGAUGUGAAGAGUGAGGCGGUAGUGACCUGGUUGACUGAGUGUCAGCUGCAGUUCUACACCACUCACCUCCUCACCGCUGGCUAUGACCUAGACACCAUAGGCCACAUGACCCCCGAGGACCUGACAGCAAUCGGUGUAACUAAACCAGGCCAUCGUAAGAAGAUGACAUCAGAGAUCAGCAAACUGCCGUCUGGUGACUGGCUACCUGACCACAAACCAGCCAGCCUGGCAGAGUGGUUGUCAGCGAUUGGGCUGAACCAGUACUACCAGGUUCUGGUGCAAAAUGGAUAUGACAACAUCGACUUCAUCACUGAGAUCAGCUGGGAGGACCUGAAGGAGAUUGGCAUCACCAAGCUGGGCCACCAAAAGAAGAUGAUGUUAGCAGUGAGGAGACUGGGGAAGUUCCAGAGAGGAGAGAGUAUCUCUCAGCCUUCUACCCCUCCUUCUGGCUCCACCCCUCCUUCCUCCUCCAUUCCUCCCCCCUCUACCCCACUCCCCUCCACUGGGAGGGGUCAGAGGCCCCCCCUCACUAAACCCCGGCCAGGGAUUGAGUCCCCAACACACACACCCUCCCCACCUCACACUCCCACCAAGACCCACAAGGCUCGAGCCCACCCCUCCACCCAGCCCCCGCCAGCUGAUUCGCCAGUCCAAGAAGGGGGUGUGUCUGUUCCUUUACUCUGUCUGCCAAUGGAGGAGGAGCAUCGGCGAACUCACAGCCUGAUUGGCUACUCGGGGUACGAAGCCGAUGCCCUCUCGGUUACAGACUUCGCCCCUAGAUACGCCACGGUCUGCCGCAGCAGCUCGGCUCAACGCUCCGACCCCAAUGACGCAACUGUCAACCGCAGCCAAUCAUCAGUCACGCUGCGGCCCAGGAGGAAAGGCCGGCCCCCGACUCCGCCCAAACGGUCGUGUUCCUCCAUCUCUGGGGGCGACGGGCUGGGGGAGGGGCUGGGGGUAGUAGGGAUCAGGGAGAGGAGAGCCAGCGACUGUGGAGGGCUGGCGGAG
Messenger RNA from Oncorhynchus kisutch (coho salmon), 2402 nucleotides. RefSeq names its product caskin-1. The annotation marks the transcript as partial. NCBI's taxonomy places the organism in Eukaryota, Metazoa, Chordata, Actinopteri, Salmoniformes, Salmonidae. The record is from RefSeq and is a predicted model, not a curated record. Gene Ontology annotation, molecular function: protein binding. The transcript has 17 exons.